GGUUCAUCCAGGAAGACUACCUGCGAGAGCUGCUGACGACAAUGGGAGACAGGUUCACAGAUGAAGAGGUAGAUGAGCUGUACAGAGAGGCACCCAUCGACAAAAAGGGGAAUUUCAACUACAUUGAAUUCACGCGCAUCCUGAAACACGGAGCAAAAGACAAGGAUGACUGA
This is a messenger RNA of Pelecanus crispus (Dalmatian pelican), 173 nucleotides long. NCBI's taxonomy places the organism in Eukaryota, Metazoa, Chordata, Aves, Pelecaniformes, Pelecanidae. The record is from RefSeq and is a predicted model, not a curated record.